Anopheles moucheti is the source of this 1873-nucleotide messenger RNA. It is a transcript of the gene Ggamma30A, whose product is annotated as guanine nucleotide-binding protein subunit gamma-e. The record is from RefSeq and is a predicted model, not a curated record. NCBI's taxonomy places the organism in Eukaryota, Metazoa, Arthropoda, Insecta, Diptera, Culicidae. Gene Ontology annotation, biological process: phospholipase C-activating G protein-coupled receptor signaling pathway; sensory perception of taste. The transcript has 3 exons. Gene Ontology annotation, molecular function: G-protein beta-subunit binding. Bases 144 to 362 code for a protein of 72 amino acids. Gene Ontology annotation, cellular component: heterotrimeric G-protein complex.
GUUAGUGUUCAAUUACAACUGAACGGAUACAUGUCAUAGUGGUGGAGAACACAGCGGAAACGGUCUGAAAGCUGAGUGUGAUAAGAAAGCUGCAGCAAAUAGAGAUAAUAAAGCGGAACUGUUGCAAUUUAAACUAAGGCACGAUGGAUCCCAGUAUUCUAGCAACCAUGGACCGUGACGCACUGAAAAAGCAGAUCGAAAACAUGAAGUACCAGGCCUCGAUGGAGCGGUGGCCAUUGUCGAAGAGUAUCGCAGCCAUGCGAGAAUAUGUGGAGGAGAACGAAAAGAACGAUCCACUGAUUCACGCACCGGACAAGAAGAAUAAUCCUUGGGCUGAGAAGGGCAAAUGUGUCAUCAUGUAAAUAGCGUCCUAUCUUCUACUGAUACUUCUACUACUACUACUACUACUACUACUACUACCACUACCACUACCACUACUACUAGAACUACUUCUACACCCAAAUCCAACUACUAUUUUCUACAACUUUCUACCAUUACAACAAAUGUACCAUAGAGGGAGACAACCGAGCCUUUGCUUCGAACCGAAACUAUCAAACCAGUGCCAUUUUAUUAACACAUUUUUGGUGCGAUCCAUUCUGAGUUCAACUUUACAACCGGCGCUGCAAAACUAUCAAGCCUCAUCAGCGCAACACACAUUGACCGAUGCUAAAUCACUUCCGUUUCCUCUACUCUUUCUGUUGGUUCAGCAGUUGUACUGACGGCAUGUUUAAUUCUCAAUAUCGUUUAUAUAUCAUGUUGGCGUUUUGGUGAAUCCAUACAGAAACCAACGUGCUGUAAAACAGGAACCAAUUUAACCAAUUGCGAAAAUCAAUCAAAAACAAGCAGUUGACCUGCGCGAUAUUAAACAACACUCACAGUUGUAGUAUGUCACUUAAUUGGUUUAUUCGUGUUGUUUAGUAAUUCCGAAUAAGUUCUUUCAAGAUAGUUCACACUCUUCUGAAUCUUUAGUUUCUGUUUUAUUUAAUAUUUGUAAGCAAACCCGUUGGUUGUUUUACGUGGAUAGUUUAAAAUAUUUUAGCAGAUAUUUCACAAUUAAGAAAAAUGCUUAACCACAGGGAGCAUGAAAGAGUAGAAAACAGAAGGAAAUGAAAUUGGAAAACAGUGGCAAUCAAUGGUCGCAGCAGCAGGGCUAACGUUCCAUCUUGCUUUGAAUCUCAUUGCGAUCUGUCCAUUAGCUUUAAGUUCCAACCGGAUCGGUGUGCUUUAGUUUUACUUUUGGUUGCGUUCUGUCCGUCAGCAAUUCAUUAUGGUAGGGCCGUAGCGGUUAUAACAAAAUGCGAAAGUUUGUAAUCUCUCCGGUGUACAACGCCAAAACUGCCGGAACCCGACACGUCAAGCAGCGAAACUGUGCAAAAUUGUGAACGAAGAAUUAAAGAGAACAAUUAGCUUAGAUGGGGCUAAUUGCAAAACCAACUUACCACGACCAUGCUGUCUCUGUCAUUGUGCAUACCUGUUGCCUGGAUGUUGUUUUGUUGUCCAUUUUGUUUUCAUUUUUCGACGCAUAGGUGGGAACUUACAUACACACAGGCUAAAACUCUAGCGUGCGAAUAACUGGAGAAUGCAGUUGCAGUAAACAUACCAUGGGACACAGUUUUGUAAAUUUGCCGUAAAAGUCUUCUCCACGUUUAGUUCCUGUGCAGAUGCAAGUUGAUACAGUUGGAGGAUACUUUCCGUACUUUCCGGGUCGGGUUGUAUGUUCGUUUAUUUUUAUGUUUACUGGAAUAAAUCAAACACAUGCAUGUCCAAUAUUGUCGUUGUGUGCCGUCCUUUCUAUUUUGUGCUGUUGUUUUCUUUCGUUUGGUUGUUUUUCUCAUUUCUGUUCUAGAUUGUUUGUCAUUAGUUGUUGUGCUAC